UUUGAAACGGAUAAGGACAAACAUACUUUGACGAAUAGCCAGUUUAUGGUUCCUUUACGCAGGCAACUUUAGAUACGCGAAACAACAACAGCAGGCAAAAAGGGAUUAAAACUAGAAAGUCAGCUACAAUAAACUAUCUGCUGAGCAAACUGAUGUUCCUAAACCCUCACAAAUUUGAAAUUUUUUUAUUCGUCAUUAAAACCACAUAACUUGUAUAUCAUGCUAUCUAUAGAGUUUUAUCAGACGUCAAUCCACUUAACCUAAAAUAUUUGAAAAACACAAUUUCCCGGUCAGAAAAAGUUGUUUACAAGUGAAUUGGUUCUAAUAAAUUCCCACAUUCAACUUACGAAUCAGUUUAGGAAAAUGGAUAGCGGUGAAAAUUCCGAAAUAUCCAACAACGAGGUAACUUUGCCCUUAUCUCCAGUGUUAUGUUCAGGACAGUCGAAAAAGCUGCUUAAAAACCGAAUACGAAACAGAAGAGUUCUUCGGAAGUGCAAAAGUGCCCUUAGCUAUAACAUAGAGUAUCAAAAUGGCUCAAAAAGCGAGUGUAAUGUGUCUGCUGCAGAACCAAAUCCACACUUUCAAAAUACCACGGAUCAAGAGACUGUUGCAGACAGAAUCAAAAGAUUGGAAGCCCUAGAAAAGAAACGGCUUCAAAUUAUCAACACCAUAAGCUUCAGCUCGAUAAUUCCUAACGAUCUACAAUCAAACCAAACAACUGACAAAACUCUUGCCAGAACAGACCAAAUAUUGCCAUUAGAAGAGUGCACUGGCUCCACAUUAGUGGAGAAUACAGAAAUCCAAAGAAAUGCAGUUAACAUUCCAGAAUUUGGAAAUUUUCAAACAGGAUCAGGGAAACAGAUCGCUGUUUCAAAGCCGCAGAUUGAAAUUUCCAAGAAACUCUUUGAUGACAUUUUUCUCUCAGGAGUUUCAAGAGACAAUAAGUACAAUUAUUUGCACUGCAACUCUACCCAAACUAGUGCCUAUAAUAACAAGUUUUGCAACAUUUCAGCGAGAGAGCCUGUUGCUCAAUCUAGAUUGGAUAGUUUAGAUCCGACAAAUAAGGAUAUUAUCGGCAACAAUCAAAGCCCAAAAACUAAAAUUCCUUCAACAGAUUCAAAAUCAAAAGACGUAUGUGAAGAAGACAUUUUUGAAGACUUAAGCCUUGAAAAUGAUGCAUUUCAAGCAGCCUCCUUACAACUAGAAGCGUUGUUCAGCUCUGAAAGGCGUGAGUGCUCUAUGCCAGUUUUGAAGAAACAAAUUAACCACAGCAAGGAAAAUAUACUUCAAGGAACAAAAAAAAUAUUUGAAGGCGAAAACUUUGACGACUUAAUCCCUGGUUGUCAUAAAGGAUUCCAAGCAGCCUCCUUGCUUUUAAAUACAAGCUGUAAAGACGGAUUGUUGAACUUAGAAAAGCGUGACGACUAUAUGCCAACUUUAGAGAGGCAAAUUGAAAACGCCGCAGAAAAGACACGAAAAAAUAUAUUUGACACGGAAAACUUGGACGACUUAAAUAUUGGAUCCAAUAAAGGAUUUCAAUCAGCUUCCGUGCAUUUAAACACAAGCUGUAAUCAGCCCAACCAGAAAUUGCUCAACUUCGAAAAACGCGAUGAAUCUAUGCCAGUUUUAAAGAAGCAAAUUGAAAACCCCAUAGAAAAGACACCCGAUCGAAGAAAAAAUAUAUUUGAAGGAGAAAACUUUGACGACUUAAAACCUGCUUGCAGUGGAUUUCAAGCAACAUCAUUGCAUUUCAAACAGCCUCUUCGCCCUUCUGAAGUCUCCUCUGGAAAUGUAACUUAUUCAAACAAACCAAAAAUUUUCGAAACUUCUAAUAUGCAAUUGAGCGCAACAAAAUCACCACAACCCAAUCACAAUUCAAAAUGUUCUGAAAAUACAGUCCGAAGCAACAGUUCAAUCAUAUCAGAUAACCAUUCCUUAAAUAAACCAGCAAGUCUAGGAACAAAACAGAGCAAAGGUUCCGUAAAACAGCGAAAUAUAUUUGCAGAUGAAAACUUUGAUGAUCUUAAUUUAGGAGGAAUUGUAUUUCAAACUGCAAACACAUUGCAGAAACAACAAGCUAAUAUUUAUCAAAGGGCUGACAAAUCCAUUGCAGCGCAAGUUAAGAAAACCUUUAAGGAUAUAUUUGAGGGAGAAUCUUUUGACUCUGGUGCGAGUUUCACAACUAAAAUCUUUAAACCGCCCACCAGAAACUUUAAGUAUUCGGGAGACUUUCGAAGCCCAUUGAAAACAAUACUUGAAGACAGAUCUGAGUGUGAAGCGACAAAUGAUCUCAAGGGAUUUCCACUGGUGGAGCAACAACAAACUUUAAAUAUCUCAGAUAAAUAUAGCGAGAUGCUGGAAAAAAUUCAUGCACAUUUCCAAUGCAAGAAAAGCGGCGCGGUUAAGCCGCUGUUAAGCAUACAAAGCAUCGGAAAGUUGGCGGAGACUAUAAACAGUAACAAAGAAAAACUUAACUGGAAGGCCAAAACCAUUAUUAGCAGAAAGCGAAAGAUAUGUGAAGUAGAUUCGGAUUGUAACAUUUCAGAUUUAAACUGUAGCUCUACCACGUCAAGCGGGUCUAAAAGACCCAAAAAAAGAUUGGGUUGUUUUGCUUCCCCAACCAUUCAAGUCCAACCAAGUGGAAUUAAAAUGGCAAACCAUUUAUUUCAAGACUUGGAACCGAAAACGUUUUCAACCUCGACACCUGUGAAAUUCGAAAAUCUUUUAAAACCGCAGAAUUGUAAUUCGACGCCUAUACCAAGUGCUAGAAAAAAAUUAGACAGCAUGUUCUCUCCAAGUGCAUAUAACACCAGCUUGGACUUGUCUAAAACUAUUCACAAAAGCCUUAAUUCAACAGUAAUGACUGUCCAUAGUAAUACGUUUAGCUUGAGUAAGCCUGCGGAAGCCGACGCAAGAGUAUGGUUGGGGAAUUUGGACAAAGAAAGGUUGCUUUUGCAGGAACAAUUGAGGAUCGUCAAUGAAAAACAGGCUAUUUUAGCUCAGCAGGCAACUAUAUUGGAUUUGCCUAUGAAGGAAAAGAUCAAACCCAAACCAGGGUUAUUAUAUGAAUCAAAAAGAAAAACCAACAGAGUCAGGCUUCAAGAGUAUGUCCAGUAUUCCGAGCCGGGUGCUCAAGCUGGUGCGGAUGGAUUUUUAGAUCAAAUUAAUCCACAAAACUCACAUUUGAUGCACUUUAUCAGUGGCCAACGAAUAUCACAUGUCACAACUGAAGAUGGUGCUGUGAUAAUACCAAAUGUAGACUCUAAGAUAGGCAUAUCAGAAAUAGAACAUAGCUUUAAGUUGCUGGAAGGAGUGGACAGAACGUUGAUACCGUCAAAUUGGAUUAGGAACCACUACAAGUGGAUUAUCUGGAAACUUGCCAGUUACGAAAGAAUGUUCCCGCAUAUCUUUGAUGGGUGUUUAUCGGUGGAGAACGUUAUGCAACAGUUGAAAUAUAGGUACGACGUGGAAAUCGACAGAGCUCAGAGAUCCGCCCUAAGAAAAAUCUUUGAAGCAGACGAUUGCCCUCAGAAGCGAAUGGUACUUUGCGUCUCCAAAGUAAUUAAGAUUAAUGAUACGUAUGAGCUGGAACUAACCGACGGUUGGUACCCAAUCAGAACGGUCAUAGACCUCCCCCUCUGUGAUCAAAUAACUAGAGGAAAAAUAAAAAUUGGCACUAAAAUGAUCGUCUGCGGGGCAGAACUGAUGAACUGCGAAGGGUGUCAUCCAUUAGAAGCAACCGAUUUGAUUCAUCUGAAAAUCAGUUUCAACUCGACAAGAAGAGCGUUGUGGUGGUGCAAACUGGGCUAUCAAAAGCAAGCAGGACCUUUUGUAAUACCCUUGUCGAGCAUUAACAUGAACGGAGGGAAAAUUGGGUGUUUGAAGUGCUUCAUUCUCAGAGUGUACCCGGUAAAAUUUUUGGAAACGUGCGGAAGCAAAAAGGUGUGGCGAAACCAAAAAGCAGACGAACGAUCAGAACAAAACUUCUACAGUGAAAAGUUCAGGCGAGUGGAUUCUUUGCACAACAAAUCGGCCGAUAAUGGUGUAAAAUCAAUGAGCUACAAAGAUGUUAAGAAUAUUGAAGAUCCUCAAAUUCUAUAUGAUAUCUUGCAACGAAGUAAAGAUCCUGAAAAUUUGCAGGAAAUGCUCACAUCAACACAAAACACUAUUCUCUAUAAUUACUCUCUGGAUAAAUCCACUAGUACGCAUACAACUGAAUGGAAUGACGAUAAAACAUCUCAAAGAGCAGUAAAGGCGUUGUUAAAGAUAAAAAUUGUCGAUGCUUGUUACAACUCAGACAAGAUUCAUGAUUUACAAGUGUGGAAACCCACAGAAAAUCAUUUACAUGAACUGAGAGAGGGAGAAAUUGUAACCUUAUUCAAUACAUCCUGCAGUUCAGUCUGGGGUUUAAACGCCAGUCAAAAUACCCAAUUCAAAAUAGAAGGCCGGUCAAGCGACCGAAAAUUUGAGAAGUUCAAGCGUAAAGUCACACAUAUAAAAGAUAUGGAGACUUUCUUCGACAACAGUCUAUUUAACGAAUUUGAUACCGUGGGGAUUGUUGUGAAAAAAAUAAUAAAUGAGGCUGAUCAGCAAGUUUGGAUGGCCGAUAGGGAACAAAGACUUUUGCUCAUUAAUAUCUGCGAUUCUCCGAAGAACAUUCUGGUAUUGGAUAUGAUCAAUGAAGGGCAAAUUGUGUCAGUGUGUAAUUUGAUUUUUCAACACCACCUUGAUACACAUUCCUUCGCCGUAGGGAAUCAUUAUGUAAUUUUUGCGCGAUAUUCUAAACACAAGCACUUGCAAGAAGCGCUUGACGGCUUAGAAAAGGAUUUUAAAGAUAUCGACCGACAUGAUUUUAUACUGAGAUGUACAAGCAAAAUAAAGCAUAUUGGACUUGAAAAGGUCGGUAGAAAUCCCAUGGAUUUGGACGACAUGGAAUGUUCGCAGAUAACAACUACUGAUAUUGCACUUUUAGAAUGUUUAGAAAAAUUAGCCUAAUAUGGAAAAUAAUGGAAUAUGAUUUGCUGAGGUGAUAAUUGAAAUGAAGUCAAAAUAUUUAUUUUAAAGUUAAUAAAACUAUAUUUUAAGAUAUUCAUUUGUAUUACAAAGAAUAUAAAUUACUUACUUUGUUUAGAA
Messenger RNA from Dendroctonus ponderosae (mountain pine beetle), 5133 nucleotides. RefSeq lists its product as uncharacterized. NCBI's taxonomy places the organism in Eukaryota, Metazoa, Arthropoda, Insecta, Coleoptera, Curculionidae. The record is from RefSeq and is a predicted model, not a curated record. The transcript is spliced from 11 exons. Gene Ontology annotation, biological process: double-strand break repair via homologous recombination; regulation of DNA-templated transcription. Gene Ontology annotation, cellular component: nucleus. Bases 364 to 4995 code for a protein of 1543 amino acids.